Messenger RNA from Panicum virgatum (switchgrass), 3105 nucleotides. RefSeq names its product nitrate regulatory gene2 protein-like. Bases 278 to 2815 code for a protein of 845 amino acids. The record is from RefSeq and is a predicted model, not a curated record. Lineage: Eukaryota; Viridiplantae; Streptophyta; Magnoliopsida; Poales; Poaceae. The transcript is spliced from 4 exons.
GCUCCGCCUCCGCUCGUCUCCACCUCCAUCCUCCUCUGCCUCUCUCCACGCGCCUUCCGCCUCCGCCUUCCAUCUCCAUCCAUCACCGCCUCACCGUGGCCGCCGCCGCCAUAUUCUGCCCCGUCCCCGAAGCCGACUCGGAGAACGCGCGCCAGCCGUGCCGACCAAACACGCGGCGGCCGUCGCCUUAUAAUGGACGGCGACGAGCCACCGGAGCGCACCCUCUCCGUACUUCGCAGCCCCACCCGCCGCCGCCGCUAGGGUUUCUCGCGCGCGAAUGGGCUGCACUACCUCACACGACGCCUUCGCCGCCGCGGUCACCUCCUCCUCCUCCUCGUCGCGCCCGCGGGGCGGCGCCGACCCCGCCGCGCUGUGCCGCGAGCGCGUGGCGCUCAUCCGCGCCGCGGCCGACCGCCGGCUCGCGCUCGCCGCCGCGCACGCCGCCUACUUCCGCUCGCUCGCCGCCGUCGGGGACGCGCUCCGGCGCUUCGCCGCGGCCGCGCUCGCGCCGGCCACACCCGCGCCCGGCUCCUCGCCGGUGCUCAGGCUCCCGCCUUCCCCCGCCAAGCAGGUCGCCGCGUCCAGCCUCCCGCCGUCGCCGUCCUCGUCCUCCACCGUCUCGUCGCUCUCGCACUCCCCCUCCGACCACGACCACGACAUCGAGGAGGCUCUCCACGGCGGCGGAAGCGACAAGGCGGCGGCGGCGUCUUCCACGAGGCACCACCAACACUACAUGAGAAGGUCGUCCACCGUGCCAACCGUAGUGUACGAGGACCCCAACGCGCAGGUCCAGUACACCCAAGCCGAGACCAGCUACGGCUACGCGUACCCGUACGGGCCCUACGGCGAGGUGGUUGAGGGGGAGAGACCGCAGCCUGCGCCGACGAUGCCUCCCCGACCGCCGCCUUCGCCGCCGACCGCGGAGGUUUCGCCGUGGGAUUUCUUUGACCCGUUCACGCAGUACGACCAGUUUAUGGAGGACUACUCUCGCGGGCAUCUGCCAACCAACAGCCCCAACUACGCCGAGCUGAGGAGGAUGGAGGGAAUCCCGGAGCUCGAGGACGAGGCGGAAUUGGAGGCCAAGGCGGCGGCGACAUCCAAGCCAUCGACUUCCGGUGGUGCUGACCAAAAUGCCAAGGGGAAGGGACCAAUUGCAGACAGUGCCUCCUCAAACGGCAAUCCUUCUGGCGGCAAGCUACAGAGGAAGGGUUCGGAACCAGCUCCUGCUGCCAUGCUACAGAGUAAGGGAUCGGAGACUGCUCCUGAUGCCAAUGCUGAGGCGGGAAUACCGGUAUCCAAGAACAAGGGAGGGGGUAAGAACACGGCCAGCCUAAGGGGAACUGUUAGUGGCAACAUUGAUGGCAGCAGCACCAGUGGGAAGAAGAAAGAUGUGGCCUUCGACGAGGAACAGUCCAUCAGAGCAGCAGGAGGUGGUGAUAGCCAUGGCAAGUCAGUGCAGUCGGUGGUGAGCAGCGAGCCAUUCUCGCCAUUGCAUCAUGGGACGAGAGAUGUCAGGGAGUCAAUGGACGAGGUCAAGGAGCUGUUCGAUGAGGCGGUAAACUGCAGCACAGAGGUCUCAAGGCUGCUGGAGGUGGGGAAAAUGCCUCCCCGGAGCACCCCCGGAGUUCUUAGAUACAUCUCAUCCAGAGUGGUUGAUCCUAUAGGUCUUACCGUGUCGACAUCGUCUUGCCUCCCAAAACCACAUGGCAGGAAAUCAAGAGCAUCAAGCAGCAAGGCGAGCACUUCAGCCUCGUCAAGUGCUGCUCGAAGAAAUGGUGGUAUGGGCCACCUCUCAUCAACUCUGGAGAAGCUGUGGGUCUGGGAAAAGAAGCUCUAUCAGGAGAUUAAGGAUGAAGAGAAGCUACGGAUGCAGUAUGAGAAGAACUACAGGAGAUUGAAAUCUCUGGAUGAACGAGGAGCUGAAUCAAGUACAAUCGACUCCACCCGGAUGUCGGUAAGGCUUCUACAGUCCAAGAUCAGCAUCAAUGUUAGAACCGCCAAUGCCUUCUCAUCAAAGAUACAGAAGAUUCGAGAUGAAGAACUUUACCCUCAACUGGUUGAUCUCAUCCAAAAGUUCAGAAGAUUGUGGAAAGGGGUUCUGGAAUGCCAUGAGAAGCAGCUAUUGGCCAUACAUGACAGCAAAAUUAACCAGCUGAAGGCGAUGACCAUAAGCCAAUCCGGUGCUGCUUCAGAGGCCUCAAGGGAAUUGGAGAGGGAGCUCACAAAAUGGUAUCGUUGCUUCAACAAGUGGAUCAACUCCCAAAGGUCUUGUGUUGAGGCGCUGAAUGGAUGGCUCAAGAAAUGGCUCCCUGAGGCACCGGAGGAAGAUACAGCUGAUGGAGUCCCACCUUUCUCUCCAGGAAGGCUUGGCGCGCCACCUGUAUUCAUCAUCUCAAAUGAUUGGUUCCAAGCGAUUGAGAUGGUCUCCAAGACUGAUGCACUGAGAGCAAUCGACCAUUUCUCCAAGCUUGUGCAUGAAUUCAAGAAGAGCCUGGAAGAAGAGCAACGGCAGAAGCGGAAAGCCGACCAUGCUUCCAGAGAUUACAACAGAAAGUGUGAGGUUUUGCAGGGAGAACUUGGACUGAGUACCAUGGAGAACGCUCACUACAGCCAUGAUGACCGUGUAAUUGACCUGGAAAGGUUGAGGAAAAGAAGGGACAAGGAGAAGACCAGCCAUGAAAAGAUCCUAACUCAUGCUCAUGUUGCAGCCUCAGCCACUCUGCCGAUUGGUUUGGUCCCUGUGCUGCAACAGAUCACCAGUUUCUUUCAGAAAAACCAGCAGGUCUACACGCGAAUCAGAAUUCAAGGCACCUGAGGCUUCAGACUGCGUAGAAUAGAUUCCAGUGAAAGAUUUAACACACCUGAGUUCAGCUUACAACAGCCACAUUUGCGGUUCAUGCAGCAAUCAAUAGUAGAGCACUUUUUGUAUAGAAUUAUAGAUAUGACUCGGGAUUAGGUUGUUUAGCUCUUACAAUUCGUGCAGAAUGUUAGGUUCUACAUUACUCUGACUCAUGCUUUGUACAGGGAAGUACCACUAACUAUCGAUGUAUCAUUCAGAGGUUUUAGCGAUUAUUUAUUUAUUCUGUACAUGGUACAAAAUAGUCA